Molecule: messenger RNA, 1706 nt
Organism: Osmerus eperlanus (European smelt)
Lineage: Eukaryota; Metazoa; Chordata; Actinopteri; Osmeriformes; Osmeridae
Gene: asah1b
Product: N-acylsphingosine amidohydrolase (acid ceramidase) 1b
Exons: 14
Coding region: 93-1271 (392 amino acids)
Biological process (GO): fatty acid metabolic process
Cellular component (GO): lysosome
Molecular function (GO): N-acylsphingosine amidohydrolase activity; fatty acid amide hydrolase activity
Source: RefSeq, a predicted model, not a curated record
AAAAUCACGAGGAAAACAGCACUUCCGCAUUGACUAAACAUAACCACAAGUCACUUGUAAAUUCAGACCAAAUCUCGGAUAACAACUGAAAAAUGGGACAGCUAAAUUGGCUUUUCUUGGUGUCCCUGUUAACGGCAGUGUGUGGCCAGUUUAUACCUCCAUAUACGGAAGAAUGCCAAAAGAACAUGUACCCACCUAAAGGCCCAACGUUUAAAGGAGGAGUCACCUGGUACACAGUAGAUCUUGAUCUACACCCUAGUGACAGAUGGACUGCAAUAAUCACGGACAAAAAGGCAGAUCUGGUUGACAUGAUCCAGGCCAUCAGGGAUUUGGCUAACGCUUUUGUUCCAAGCGGGAAAUUGAUUGAAAUGGUUGACAUAGGUUUGCCCUUGGUGGCAAGCACACUCCCCUACCCCUUCAGGGAUGAACUCAAAGGAAUUGCAACUGCCUCUGGACUCCCUCUUGGUGAGGUGGUGCUGUUCAACAUCUUCUAUGAAGUGUUCACUGUUUGUACUUCACUUGUGGCUGAAGACAGUGACGGUAAUCUAAUCCAUGGAAGGAAUCUAGAUUUUGGGUUAUUCAUGGGCUGGGAUUUGAAGAAUAGGUCGUGGAUGAUCACAGAGAAGCUCAAGCCUUUGGUGGUCAACAUUGACUUCACGAGGGAUAAUAAGACUGUUUUCAAGUCCACAAACUUUGCUGGAUAUGUGGGCAUGUUGACCGGGAUCAAACCGCAUACUUUCACACUGACCAUGAAUGAGCGUUUUAGCCUGGAUGGAGGAUACAUUGGGAUCCUGGAGUGGAUCUUGGGAAAGCGUGACGGGAUGUGGAUGAGUUUCCUUACUCGCUCUGUCCUGGAGAAUGCAACCAGCUACGAGGAUGCUAAGAAUAAGCUGUCCCUGACCCAGCUCCUGGCCCCAGCCUACUUCAUACUGGGGGGAAACCAGACAGGCCAGGGCUGCAUCAUCACCAGGUCCAGACUCCUGAGCCUGGAUGUGUUGGAGAUUGACCUGAAGCAGGGCCGUUGGUACGUCCUGGAGACCAACUACGACCAUUGGAAGGAGCCCCUCUUUCUAGAUGACCGCAGAACUCCAGCCAUGAAGUGCAUGAACCAGACCAUGCAGGCAAAUAUCUCACCAAAGACUGUUUAUGAUGUGCUGUCCACAAAACCAGUCCUAAACAAGUUGACCACCUAUACUACACUCAUGGAGGUGUCCAAGGGGAAACUGGAGUCGUACAUUCGUGACUGUCCAAAUCCCUGCAUGCCGUGGUAAAUGUCCUCAAAGCAGAAACGGGAUCAGGUUUUAAACGCUCUAAUUGCACAGUGGCCUUCUGGUGCAUUGCUAAGUCUUUGCACAAUGACUUACCUUUGAGAACCAAUGAUCACCUCGUAACCAAGCACUAGCUUUACUUCCUUUCAACUGCUCAUGCAUUUUUUCAAUGUUUGUACACGAGUAUAUGAAAAAGUCUUGAACUGGAGUUUUUGGAUUUAUGUUUUAUGUUUUCUGGGUGAGGUGGGUAGUGGGUGCAUACAGACAGUUUUGGGAUUGGGGCCAUUGCAGAAAUAGCAUCUCAGUUGCACUAAGCUAUGUAUGACCUUUGUUCUUCCUGUGGCUGACAAUUGCAUUUCCAAAAAUAUGAUUUAGCGAAUAAUAAAAUUGUCCUUUUUUAAAAACUUUUUUCCAAAUAAACAAUUAAAUCAAAUGUUA